CAGACGACGACGGCAGCGGUCGGUUCGUGCCGUCUCCGCGACGACUUUCCCUUGAAGUUGAGGUUGCAUCGCCGUUUCACCCUUUUUAGUGUUAAUAAACCUGCUUAGACAAAGCCACGUCUGCAGAGUCAUUAAUACGAGGAAGGCGUUCAUAGCCACGUCCAUCGUGACGGCACAGUGAAACGGCGGCAUCCUCGUUGGGCGACAUCCUCGUCGGGCGACAUCCUCGUCGGAAGUAAAAAGGCGACAUCCACGUCGGAAGACUUUAAGGUCAUUUCAUCCACCAGAGUGAAUCUACGCUGACUACUACUACGCCUGAAGCAGUACGGCAUACAGCAGUGUCCCAGCAUUCGUCACCUGGUCAACGCAGCUAUGACUGACAAAGCACCGUCCACCAUGGCAUCGUUCAUCAAGAAGCCUACUUCCAUCAAAUCAAGUACCUACAGGACCCGAUCAGAGUCGAGUUCUGUAGAUUCUGCCGCAGCGAAAGCAAGAGCAAAAGCGGAAGCAGCAAAGGCUCGUUUAAGCUUUGCAGAGAAAGAAAUGAGCUUAAAAUUGGAGAAAGCUAAACUUGAAGCAUCCAUCGAGCUGCUACAACAAGAAAAGGAUGUAGCAUCAGCUAUAGCAGAAGCAGAGGUCUACGAGGCAGCAGUUGCCUCACAGCAAGAUGCACGAAGCAACGUCCCUCCUUCUGAAACUGCCGAGCGCACAAAACAGUAUGUUUUAACUCAGGCCACAUCAGCAACAAGGUCCUCUGAGUCAUCACUAAACAUUGAAAGUCAAAGACCAUGUGAACGAGAACACACAAGCAUGCAAGUCAACAAAGAAAAUAAAAACGCACAUUUUGCAACAAAUAUUUCUGUCCCCAAUCCAAAUUGUGAACAGCACAAUCCAGCAAAUGCCUAUCAGCCUGGCAGUACCAGUUGGUCCCAGAAGAGGUCACCAUCUACUAAUUAUAAUGCAAUACUUUUUCAACAAGAACCAAGAGACAAUGAACACAGUAAUGUACCCAGUAAAUGACUUUAAUAGGUAUUUUGCUCGCAGAGAAAUUGUUGCAACUGGGUUUGUUCAAUUUAAUGACAAACCUAAAAAUUUUAGAGCAUGGAAACGCUCAUUCAGCAACGCAAUCAGAGGACUUGACUUAACAACAAGUGAAGAAAUGGACUUGUUGUUAAAGUGGCUUGGUAAGGAAUCUUCUGAGCAUGCUGAGCAAAUUAGAGCCAUACACAUUAAUAAUCCUGUUGCUGGACUCGAGAUGAUCUGGGACAGGCUUGAACAAUGCUAUGUCUCAGCUGAAGUGAUUGAGGAUGCUCUAUUUAAAAGAUUAGACUCAUUCUCAAAAAUCACAACUAAAGACUAUGUUAAACUGAGAAAGUUUAGCGACUUAUUACUGGAAAUGCAGUGUGCUAAGGCUGAAGGAGACCUUCCUGGACUCGCAUUCCUGGACACGGCCAGGGGAGUAAAUCCCAUUGUCCAAAAGCUCCCAUUCAAUUUACAGGAAAAGUGGAUAUCAGUUGGAGCCAACUACAAGACCAAGCAUCGUGUCUCGUAUACACCAUUUAGCGUGUUUGUCAAAUUUGUAACACAAGAGGCAAAUGCCAGGAAUGACCCCAGUUUCCAGUUCUCUUCACAUCCGGAUGCUCCUCCCAAAGCAGAAAAGGUGCCCUGGAGAGCAAACAGGCAAAAAGAAAUUUCGGUGCACAAAACUGAAGUAGUCGCAAGCUUUAACUCAGACUCUCAAACAAGCACUAGUAGAAAAGUGGACUUUGACAAACUGUGUCCUAUUCACAAAAAGGACCAUCCUUUAGCCAAAUGUAGAACGUUUCGCUAUAAGCCUCUUGAAGAGCGAAAAGCCUUUCUAAAAGAGAACAACAUCUGCUACAAAUGUUGUGCUUCCUCCAAGCACAUAGCCAAAGACUGUAAGGUAAAGAUACAAUGUUCUGAGUGUAACAGUGAUAAACAUUGUGCUGCUCUUCACCCCAGUCCAGGCUCACAGCAAAAAGACACUGAACCAGCAGCAGAGCAUGGCGGGGAGCCAUCUGCCGACGAUUCAGGUUCCACAGAUCCAGACGAGAUUAACUCCAAAUGCACUCUGGUUUGUGGCGAAAGCGAAGCAGGUAGAUCUUGUUCCAAAAUCUGCCUUGUACAGGUGUAUCCUGCUGGUUCUCCUAGUAAAGCAGUACGACUCUAUGCUAUUCAUGAUGAACAGAGUAACAGGUCAUUAGUUCGUCCAGAGUUUUUUGAGUUGUUUAAUGACUCUGGCCCUAGCGCUCCCUACUCGCUUAGAACAUGCUCAGGUGUUAAAGAGACUAUGGGUAGGAGAGCCACUGGGUAUGUAGUGGAGGCUUUAGAUGGUUCAGUCCACAUCCCACUCCCUAGCCUCAUCGAAUGCCCAGAUAUCCCAAACGAUAGGGAUGAAAUACCGACGCCUGAUGCAGCUAGACAUCACGGUCACCUAAAGUCCGUGGCUCAUCUCAUUCCUGAUUUGGACUCUCACGCUCAAAUACUAAUGCUCCUGGGACGGGACGUAGUAAGAGCACACAAAGUCCGCAAGCAGAUAAGUGGCCCUCACAACGCACCAUACGUACAAAAAUUGGACCUCGGGUGGGUCAUAGUAGGAAACGUGUGUUUAGGAGAUGUCCACAGAAAUUUGGCCGUAAAAACUCUCUUCACAAAUGCAACAGAGAAGGGCCGCCCAACAAUUUUUGAGCCAUGUCCAAAUGUGUACAGUGUAAAAGAAAAAUACUGUGAAAUUCAAGUUCCUUUCAACCUCAGCACGCAGCUCAUUGACAGCACCACUUGUGAAUCUGACCACUUGGGAUGUAAUGUGUUCAAGCAAACCAAAUUCGACAAUUGCAUCUCACCGUCAGUUCAGGACAUCGCCUUUCUGAAGAUUAUGGAGGAAGGUCUAACAAAGGACAAAGACAAUAACUGGACAGCGCCACUACCUUUCAAAUCGCCUCGUCCAAAACUACCAAAUAACAAGUCUCAAGCACUCAAACGCCUUAUGUCACUUGUCCGCAACUUCGAAAGAAAAGCAGAGCUGAAGCAGAACUUCGUUAGUUUCAUGGACAAAAUAUUCCAAAAUGAGCAUGCAGAAAUUGCUCCCCCUCUAAAAGAUGAAGAGGAAUGUUGGUAUUUGCCGCUGUUUGGCGUAUACCACCCAAGAAAACCCAAGCAGAUCAGAGUAGUUUUUGACAGCAGCGCCAAGCAUGAAGGUGUGUCACUAAACGACGUGUUGUUAACUGGACCAGACCUUAACAACUCACUGCUUGGAGUCCUAAUGCGCUUCAGAAAGGAAGAUGUCGCAUUCACAGCAGACAUUGAACAAAUGUUUUACUGUUUUAGUGUUCGAGAGAAAGACAGGAACUACUUACGCUUUUUGUGGUUUCGUGACAAUGACCUUUCAAAAGACAUCGUAGAAUAUAGAAUGACUGUUCAUGUCUUCGGGAAUUCCCCAUCUCCCGCAGUCGCCAUCCACGGUUUGCAUCAGUCAGUUUUGCAAUGUGAGCCAGAGUGUGAUCCAGAUGUAAUGCAGUUUGUCACACGCGACUUCUACGUGGAUGACGGGCUCAAAUCCCUGCCCACUGUUGAAAACGCAGUGUCACUUUUGCAAAGAACCCGUGACACACUUGCAAAAUCAAAUUUAAGAUUACAUAAAAUCGCAACAAACAGAAAAGAAGUUCUGGAAGCUUUUCCAGCUCAAGACCACGCCAAAGAUCUAAAAGACUUAGACUUUGAAGCGGACUCCAUCCCAAUGCAGCGGAGUCUUGGCAUCCUUUGGGACAUCAAAAGAGACUGUUUCACCUUCAAGACAUCAGGUGAGACCAAACCUUUUACAAGAAGAGGCGUUUUAUCAACAAUAAAUAGCCUUUACGACCCAUUAGGCUUUGUGGCACCAGUCACUAUUCAGGGAAAACAUAUUCUCCGAGAGCUCACUGUUGAGAAUGGAGACUGGGACGUUCCAUUGCCCCCAGAAAUGGAAGAAACCUGGACAGUUUGGAAAGACUCUCUUGAAAAACUAUCCGAGCUGUCAAUCCCCAGAGCAUACACGAGCAUUUCUCCUUCUCACGCUCCAAAGAAAGAACUGUGCGUUUUCUCUGACGCUUCUACCAAGGCGAUAGCAGCAGUAGUUUAUCUAAAAGUUUCAGAUGCUGAAGGAGAUUGUCAGGUUGGCUUUGUUAUGGGAAAAGCAAAGUUAGCGCCACGCCCAGAUCAAACCAUACCAAGGUUAGAACUCAGCGCUGCCGUGUUAGCAGUAGAGCUGGCAGAUCUGAUCUCAAGUGAACUAGAUCUUGAGCUAGACAACAUUACAUUCUAUACAGACAGUAAGGUUGUCUUAGGCUAUAUUUACAACGAAACACGAAGAUUUUAUGUCUACGUUAGCAAUCGUGUCAACAGAAUCCGCAAGUCAUCCCAGCCGAGCCAGUGGCGGUACAUAGCCAGCAGCCAGAACCCCGCAGAUCACGCCACACGUUCUGUUUCUGUGUACCAGCUGCCCCUGACUAACUGGUUCACGGGCCCUGACAUUCUGUUUCAGAACCAUAACUCUGUUAAUGACACCUUCAACCUUCUCGAGCCCAACACUGAUGCAGAAGUAAGACCGCAGGUAUGCACACUUAAAACAACUGCCUGCUCCAAACAACUUGGCUCUGACAGAUUUUCAAAAUUUUCUACCUGGAAAUCUCUCACUCGCGCACUUGCUCGCCUUUUGCACAUUUGUCGCAACUUCAGUGUACUUCCAAGCAAGUCAAACCAGUGUCAUGGCUGGCACUACUGCAAAACAGGACUCACUGUAGCUGAACUCAACCAAGCCCAAAACGUUGUUAUUCGAACAGUGCAACAAGAUGUGUAUGUUGAGGAAAUGAAGUGUCUACAAAAGCAAGACGAACUUCACAAAGCAAGUUCUUUGAAAAACUUGGACCCGUUCUUGGAUGAAAACGGACUUUUGCGAGUAGGUGGUCGCAUCACCAACUCUAACGUAAAUGCCAAUGAAAAGAAUCCAAUCAUUCUACCUGGCCACCAUCACGUCGCAGCACUUCUGAUCAAACACUACCAUGAGCAAACUUCUCACCAAGGUCGCUUGUUCACUGAAGGAGCUGUCCGUGCAGCAGGAUGGUGGAUUGUAGGAGGCAAGAGAAAAGUCAGCACAAUUAUCUAUCAUUGCACAACAUGCAAACGCCUUCGUACUCCUGUAAGCACACAGAAAAUGUCUGACCUGCCUUCAGACCGUCUUUCAACAGACCCUCCAUUCACAAACGUGGGCAUAGAUGUAUUCGGCCCAUGGUUUGUGUCAUCAAAAAGAACAAGAAGUCAUAGCAUUCAAAGCAAAAGAUGGGCUGUCAUUUUCGCAUGUUUAAGUGUAAGAGCGGUCCACAUAGAAGUGAUAGAAUCACUUGACACAUCUAGCUUAAUUAAUGCACUGAGGCGGUUCCUAGCAAUUAGAGGACCAGUGAAGACCAUUCGCUCUGAUAGAGGCACAAACUUUAUCAGUGCAUGCAAAGAACUUAAGAUCCCUUCAAACAUGGACAAUACAGCAGUACAAGCCUACUUGAGAGAACAAGGAUGUACAUGGACUUUUAAUCGGCCACAUGCUUCUCACUUUGGUGGAUCGUGGGAAAGGAUGAUCGGUCUCGCACGGAGAAUAUUGGACACUAUGUUCUUCCAGCUCAAAAACACCAAGCUCACCCAUGAGGUUCUUGUCACCUUCAUGGCGGAGGUUUCAGCAAUCAUAAAUGCUCGACCCAUCGUUCCCGUCUCAACUGACCCAGGUGACCCGCAGAUUCUGACUCCAGCUACCCUGCUCACACAAAAGGGAACCCCACUUCAAGCACCAGCAGGCGACUUCACAGUGUCGGAUCUUUACAGACAUCAAUGGCGCCAGGUCCAGCAUCUGGCAAAUACAUUCUGGAACAAGUGGAAGAAAGACUUUUUGCCUACGCUGCAGCCACGCCGCAAGUGGCAAUCCAACCAGCCGAACAUUGUUCCAGGGAGUACAGUUGUACUCAAGGACAGUCAAUUACCCAGAAACCAGUGGCCUCUUGGACUCAUAACACAAGUGUAUCCUUCUAAAGAUGGUAAAGUUCGUACAGUAGAGGUUAAAAUCGCUAAAUCGGAGGGCAUUAAAACCUUUACUAGGCCCAUUUCUGAUGUCGUUGUAUUAGUUCCCACAUAAGUAUGUUUAAAGUUAGCUUAUAGUGGCGUUAGAUCACGCCAGACGGGGAGUGUUCUGUUCUGCAUAAAAGAUUGAUGGUUGUGUGAUUGAGUGCCUGACUGUUAUUGCUUUUGCGUCUUGUUGGCACCACCUUGUGGACACCUUGAUUUGCUGCAUCUGAUGCGCAUUUUGUUUUAGGGAAACUAUAAUACGGAAGUGACGUCAAAUGGACAAUCAGACGACGACGGCAGCGGUCGGUUCGUGCCGUCUCCGCGACGACUUUCCCUUGAAGUUGAGGUUGCAUCGCCGGUACGUGUUAUUUAAAUUCGUUUGAAAACGUUAAUAUGUAUGUACUUUAGUGCAUAAAAAGGAGAGAUUCACAUGGCAUGAAACUUUGUGUUAUGCUGGUUGCCCACGAGUUGGAGGGUCGGCAAAAUGGCGUCUCGGGCGUUCUGCUAGUUUUUAUUUGUAUAUGUUUGCUACAGACAUGGCAGUGUAUAUGCAAUUUCUUGCAUUGUGCAUAUUUUGACUGUGUGUUUUGUGUGUUUUCUUU
Molecule: messenger RNA, 6707 nt
Organism: Corythoichthys intestinalis (scribbled pipefish)
Lineage: Eukaryota; Metazoa; Chordata; Actinopteri; Syngnathiformes; Syngnathidae
Exons: 2
Coding region: 899-6175 (1758 amino acids)
Biological process (GO): DNA integration
Molecular function (GO): nucleic acid binding
Source: RefSeq, a predicted model, not a curated record